Messenger RNA from Cotesia glomerata, 4047 nucleotides. Its product is annotated as proclotting enzyme-like. Gene Ontology annotation, biological process: proteolysis. NCBI's taxonomy places the organism in Eukaryota, Metazoa, Arthropoda, Insecta, Hymenoptera, Braconidae. Gene Ontology annotation, molecular function: serine-type endopeptidase activity. The coding region runs from base 495 to 1460 and encodes 321 amino acids. The transcript is spliced from 5 exons. The record is from RefSeq and is a predicted model, not a curated record.
UCGAAGUCUUGUCUGUGUGAGAUUCACUUCAAGAUCCUCUCUAUCUUCGUGUUUCAAUAUUUUCAGUUUUACACGGUUCAAUCUACGAGCAACACUUGUAUCAUUGUAUCUUCGAAGUACUAUAAAGCACAUACAUUGUUCUUUUUUUCUCGUACAAUUAAUACAAUUAACCUCUUUUAAUAUCACCAACGUUUUCCAGUAGUGAUUGUGAUUGGGAUAGGAUUAUAAUCCGCGAUUCCUUUCCUGAAAUCCGACAAUCUACAUAGUACGUCCGAGUGGUUAAACAGCUUACGACAUCUGUUGGCUGGCAUUUGAACUUUUUUUUGUCUCUAAUUCCGCGAAAGUUUGCAUAUGCAAGCUGAUAUUUAUGUCAUUAGUGUUUUUUUUAUUCUAUUCUGUUAAAUUGAAAAGUGGUAUGGACAGUGAAGAAAGAGUAUGCACGAACAUAAAAAUCUCCCGAUAAAUGGUGGAUCCGUGAGCUUUGAACGAGUGAAAUGAAAAGUGUACAACAAAAUAAAAAAAUGCAACAACACACUCGAGAGAGAGUUUUGCCAGCACUUUUGUUUCAUUUGUUGGCUGUGUCGUUGCUUGGAUAUGGACAUGCUGAUCAUGGACAUACUGACCCAAUUCUAUUCAAUACUAUUGGACAUGGUGGGAUUUUUGAAGAAAAGCGCAAUUUUACCAAGGACACUUGGAGAACUGGUCGCGGCCCAAGAGGUUGUGGUGUCAGCUCCAAAGGAUGGACCAGAGUUGUCGGAGGGCAACCAGCUAAUCCUAAAGAAUGGCCGUGGAUGGUCGCGCUCAUUCGGAGAGACUCUGAUCAGUAUUGCGGAGGAGUUUUGAUCACUGAUAGACACGUUCUUACUGCUGCUCACUGUUUGUAUGGAGUUAAAAUAAGAAACAUAAUAGUCAGACUGGGUGAAUACGAUUUUUCCCGACCCGAUGAAACACGAUCUAUGGACUUCAGAGUAGUGGAUGUCAAGAUUCAUGAAAAUUUCAAUCCGUCCAGUUACGAGAAUGACAUUGCAAUACUAAAAAUUAACCGGCCAACUAUCUUUAAUAACUACAUCUGGCCAAUUUGUCUACCGCCUGAAGGGACUUCCUUUGAAAAUAAAAAUGCUAUCGUCAUUGGUUGGGGCAGCCAGUACUACGCCGGUCCGCAGAGUUCGAUCUUGAUGGAAGUCCCGGUGCCAGUGUGGCCGAAGCACAGGUGUGCCCAUGCUUUGGCCCAGAGACUCCCGGAUACCAUAAUUUGUGCGGGAGGUUACGAGGGUGGACGAGACUCCUGUCAGGUAUUUUUUAUUGGGACAAUGCGAGUAGAUAUUUAUAGUUAUUUCAGAGAAAUUUUUCCACAAGAGAAUAACAAAAAUUGGAGAAUUUUUGGUACACUGUUAAGAAUUUGUGCAGUGGACUUUUAUUACUUACCACAGUUAUUAAGUACUCUUGACAGUCUUGAAUAAAUUAAUAUUCACAUUAAAUUAAAACAAUAACAAACGUUACAUUUUUAUUUUCCUAAGUAUUUUUUAGAGUCAAGAUGCGCGCGCAUGUCUCAUGCUUUUCCGUGGUUCAAUCGUCCCCGGGACUGCUGUGUCAACUGACCCCUUAUAAUUUUAUGACAAUUAAUAGUAAAUAAUAAAUAAAUAAACUAUUAUAUCACUAUAAAGGAAGUUAGAUAGAUAGAUAGAUAAUAGUUUAUUGAGCUUCUAGGACAAGUACAUAAUCCAUAGCCCAGGGAGCACUUUUAGAAUAAAAAAUAUAAAAUAAUUAGUACAUUUAUAAAUAAGUUAUUCGUUUAAAAUAAAAGCUCUCAGGCGAUAGGCCUGAAGUGUGAAGAAAUUAAUGGCUUUAAUAUUUUUGUGUUCGAAAUUAUUUAGUAAAUCGCGGAUAUUAAGAGGUGUAGAGUUAUUAGAUUUAAGAAAUUGUUGACGAGGUUGAGCCAAGACCAGGCAAUUGAGCAUGAAGUAUUCGACUGUAUCUCUCUCAUCCGUGUUGCAAAUUGAGCAUUUUGAGUUGUUGUAUAGUUCAUAAUAGCAGCCAAGGAUUUUGAAUUUAAAAUGAAAUUUACUGGCAAGUCUCAGCUGCAUAAAAAGUUUGGUAAACUUCAAGUUUAAUCUUUUUGACAGAUAGCUGCAACAACCCCGCGGGUUGUCAUUUUCAUAAGGCGUUUGUAAGUAAUGAGUGUUGCUGGCAAGUAGCAUAUCCUCCCACCAGGUUUGGUUCUUGAAUCUGUUUAGGAAUGUGUCCCGGUAAGUACACCAGGUGUAUAAAUCUAGUUUUUCUAGACGCGGUACAAUUUCAGGGUAGUACUUUUUGAUGAUCUCCAGGAAGUUACGAAACCAGUUGAAUUUAGUCUUGGGUUGAGUAGCCAGGGAGAUAUUACUCAUUCGUAUAAGGCAGAUCUUUGGAAGUCGUGUGUCAUCCAUCGCCAGAAUCUUGCAGAUCCAGUCCCAGGUUGCUUUCAGGACAGCAUGCGCUAGUCUGGGUCUACCUAGCUCCACUCUCAAGAGUGCUCCGGCAAUAGUUUUUGGUAGGCCGAAGACUCGUUUGAUAAACUCACACUGUAUCUUCUCUACUGACUCUAGGUUCGAAAGUGCCCAUAUGGGAGAAGCGUAUAGUAGAAUAGCUUGAACGAUGCUAUCAAAUAGCUUCAUGAUACAUGUUACCGAAUCGGUCUUGGUCGCAAAGAUGAUUGCAGAGAUCGAACUAAGCGCUGCACGUGCUUUGUUGAUAGCAUUGAUAGCUGUGGGAUGGCUGAAACCAUUUGCAGAGAUAGUUAGACCCAAAUAUUCAUAACUAUCUACAAUUUCAAUUUUUUGCUCGCCGUAGAAGAAGUUUAAGUCUCUCGGUAGGCGACCAGCGCUUCGGCAGUAGAUUAUUUUUGUUUUAUCAACAUUGACUGUUAGUUUGUUGGAUUGGCAGUAUUGUAUGAGCAGAUUCAGUUUCUUCUGGAGGUCAGUCUUGGAGUAGGCGAGUAGCGCUAGGUCGUCCGCGUAUAACAAGGACAAUAUGUCAUUUAUGCCAUUAAUGUUGAUGCCGAGGCAACCGUUGCCCCUGAAAAAUUCCUCAAGAUCUGAAACAAAUAAAAUAAAUAACAAAGGGCUCAGUAUUUCACCCUGUAGGACUCCCUCUCCAACUUCGAAUUCUUUUGACAUUAUGCCGUUGCUUUGUAUUUUGAAGAUUGCAAAGUUGUACAUUUUACGGAGCAGUCUGACCAGUUUUGCACUUACACCCAGGUUGUGGAGCUUCAUCCAAAGGAGUUGAUGGUUAAUGGAGUCGAAAGCUCUCCUGAAGUCCACAAAAAGGAUGUAUAAUUUGGCCAGAGGUUGACGCAAACGGAAGUUUAUAGCUGAGAGUAAAUUAAACAAAUUGUCCAUACAGCCUUUUUUGGCCUGAAAGCCAGCUUGCGAUUCAGGGAUGGUUCCAGUUUCACGAGCCCAUUUUUCCAACCGUUUGUUUAGCAUGUAGGUGAAAACCUUGGUUAUGUGGUUGACAAGUGCGAUGCCUCGGUAAUUUGAGGGAUCACUACGGCCACCUUUUUUAUGUAUCAUUGUUAUCAAAUUAGAAAACCAGUUGCUGGGUAUUGUUUCGGUGUCUAGUACUUUAUUGAAUAAACAGAGAAUGUAGUAUUUCCUAUUGGAGGGUAAAGAUUUGUAGAAGUACAUGAAAUAUUUUACGUACUUUCGACCGGCUAUAAAGAAAAAUAGUAUACACUACACGGGCAGAAGUUUGAGAGCUCUGAACUGCGUGCCGUGAUGCCCUCGACUACGCCUCGGGCAUCAUGGCGCGCAGUGCAGAAAUCUCAAACUUUAUGCCCUAAUAGUGUAAUAUACUAUUAACUUGAGACAAAUUGUUUGAAGUAUUUGUUAGUAACUUGGUAUAUAAAAUUUGGCUUAGCUAAAUAAAAUUUAUUUCAGUCUAAAAACUCCUUACUCAGAUGUUUUUUGGGUUAAAACCCACAUUUAAGUUAUUGCUCUGGCUGAUAGCUGAGUAAUCUUCAAAUAGAUGAUAUGUAUACCUCUUACAUAAGUUAUAUCUUUAGCACAUAAU